AUGAGUGAGAAGGACAUUGAGGACCGAUUAGUCAAGCAUGCUCGAGCAUUCGACAGUCUUCUUAACUUAAUACCUGCAAAGCUGUAUUUUACUCAGGAUAAUUCCGACCAGUGGAAAAAGCGUAAACAGACAAAGGAAGAAUCUCAAGCGGCAAAACGUGCAAAGCUAGAUCCAGAUCAGGCUGUUACAGUUAAAGAAGUCGAAGAUGAAAGGUCUAGAGAACGUACUGCGAGGGAGGAGAAGAGGCGGAAGCUGAAUGAAGACGGUUUACCUUAUGAGACAAAGUCGCAGAUGAAGGCUAGGAAGAAGGAAGAAAAACGAAGGGAAAGGAGGCAGAAUAAGGAAUCAGGUGGAGGGAAGAAGAAGGACGGCGAGAAGCAGGCUCAGGCGGAGGCUCAAGGGGAUGAUGAGGACGAUGACAUGGUCGAAGUUGACGAAGAGGAAGAGAAGCCGACACCAAAGAAGGCCAGUCAUCCACCGAAGAGUCCAUCGAAACAAUCUACAUCUCCAAAGAAGGAACAGCAUCACCCCGCCAAACGGAAAGAUGUGAAACCGAACGGCGUUCAAAUUAAGGUUAAUGGUACGGAAAAAACUGGCAAAGCCUCAAUUAUUCAAAAGCCUACAGUCGAGUCUUCAGACUCCAGCGACGACGACGAAGACGAAGAUGAAGACGAAGAUGAAGACGAAGACGAAGGAGAGGAAGAAGAAGAGGGAGAUAUCACAGCAGAGAUGGACAAAAUGGCACAAGACUCCGAGGGCUCAGGAGACGAUUCAGAGGAUUCAGACUCAGAAGGCGAAACGAUCCAACGAAUCCCAGGUCUAGCAGCAGAACCUACCACCACCACUACAUCAUCCCCCUCUCCCGCUCCUUCAAACACAACAGAUACCUCUACCACCCAAAAAACCCUCGCCGAAAAGCUUAAGACUUCAAAAGACCCCCUCGUCCAACAGCAGCUUAAGGAGCGACUAGCAAAGCGCAUCGAAGAACUCCGUCAUGCCCGCAAAGCCGAUGGUGGCGAGGUACCCCGUACCCGCACAGAACUCAUGGACCAGCGAAGAAAACGUGAUGAACAACGUAAAGAGAGAAAGAAGCAGAUGAGAUUACAAGCUAAAGUUGAAGCCGAAAAGGCGGCGGAAUCUACGGAUGGAAAAAAGAAGCCGGAAUCUAAAAAGCAUAAUGGGGUAUCUACGGCACCGGCGAACUAUACUUUUGGAAACGUCGAUUUCGAGGAUGGUGCUAAGUUAACUGCGAACCUGGAGGGUAUCAAGGUAGCUGGCAAGAAGAGGGGUCCAUCGGAUGUGCUUGGAGCCCUAAAACAUGCUGAGGCAAAGAAGGCAAGGUUAGCGGGAAUGAGUGAUGAGAAACGGGCGGGUAUUCAAGAGAAGGAUCGAUGGAGUAAGGCGUUGAAGAUGGCGAGUGGAGAGAAGUUACAAGACGACGAGGGAUUGUUGAAGAAGUCGCUAAAGAGGCAGGAUAAAGCUAAGAAGAAGAGCGAGAGGGAAUGGAAGGAACGCAAUGACAACGUCGAAAAGGGUAAAGUCAUGCGGCAGAAGAAGCGUGAAGCCAACCUUGCAGCACGGAGGGAGCAGAAGAAGGCCGGUAAAGGUGGAAAGAAAGCGAGGAAGGUGCCGUCAAAGAAGUCGAAGGGUAGGGCGGGCUUCGAGGGGGCAGGCUUCGGGGGUGCAGGAAAGAAGAAGAGGUAG
Messenger RNA from Orbilia oligospora ATCC 24927, 1704 nucleotides. RefSeq lists its product as uncharacterized. Bases 1 to 1704 code for a protein of 567 amino acids. NCBI's taxonomy places the organism in Eukaryota, Fungi, Ascomycota, Orbiliomycetes, Orbiliales, Orbiliaceae. The transcript is spliced from 4 exons. Gene Ontology annotation, cellular component: nucleolus. Gene Ontology annotation, molecular function: DNA binding; RNA binding. Gene Ontology annotation, biological process: ribosomal large subunit biogenesis; ribosomal small subunit biogenesis. The record is from RefSeq and is a predicted model, not a curated record.